AUGAGGAAAGCAAUUGGGUGGGAGAAAAACUUUUUUGGAAAUAGAACAUAUCUCCAAUUUGCUCUUAAAGUAAGUGAUAGCAAAUAUGUCAAGCCAAUUGUUGAGAAAAGUAUUAAAGCCAUUGUUGGUUUCCAUGUUGCAACAGAAAAUGGGAUGAUUUAUCCAACAGAUGAUCCAACGCCAGUUUUUAAGUUACCUGAUGAUUUCAAAUCGCUAAAUGAUGCUUGUAAUUACAUGUAUUCACAUCAUACACGUCCCUUUAACAAGGCUCUUGCAUCUAUCGGUACUAAUUCCGAUACUGUUGUUUUAAAUAUUAGCCAUGCAGCAUCUGAUGCUCGAUAUUUUUCUCAUUUACUUGAGAUUUUGAAAAGUAAUGAUGAUUUUGCUGCACCUAGAAUGAUAGAAUCUGUUGAUUCAGCGUUUUCUAAAGAAAUAGAUUCAUAUAAAUCAGAACUUCCUGUGUUUAAUGCAGUCAAUCCAAAAUUAUCACGUAUUUAUCAAAAAGAAACAAAGUAUACGACAAUGGAUAAUACAUCUCAUCUUACUACUGCUGUUUCUGAUUGUCAAAACAUCAAAUGCUACAACAAAAAGACAAAAUUACUUCAUCAUUUUUCCGAAAACCUUUGGUCAUCUGUUAUUUUAUCAGCAUCAGCAUUCUCAGGAAAUCUUUCAAAGAUUGGGGUUGGUACAUACAUUGAUUUGCGUCAAUUUAUUAAAAAUCCCGGAUUACAACACUGUAACAUCAUUUCUUCGGUUCUUGUUUCAGCAGAUGUUACUAAAGAUACAACUCUUGGUGAAUUUAUGAUGCGUUUACGUUCUUGUUUUGACGAAAAAAUGAAGAAUAAAGAAGCAUUUGGAUAUCUCAAAGCAAUGCAAGUCAAUGGAACUAAACAUGCAAGUACAAUGCCUGGGAUAUGUAUAGACUUGUCAAGUAUUGGUCCUUUAAAGAUUGGAGGUCCAAUUAAAGAUGUUUGUUUUGGACUUUUGCAGAAAGGCGACCGUUCUCAAGCAACUUGUUCAUACAUCAAUUAUACAGUUACUGAUGGAAUGAAUUCAAGACUUGUCGGAAGAAUUCGCCAUUCACCUUUCUCAUUAAGCGACAGGGAUGCUGAAUUAUAUGUUAGAUCAGUUCACUAUGCAUUGGAAAACUUCACUCCUGAUAUUAAAUGCGGAAGAGCUUUAGAUGAAUUAAUUGAAUUUCAAUCCCAAAUUCAGAAGAGUUUUCCAAAACAGAUUUCAUAA
Molecule: messenger RNA, 1242 nt
Organism: Trichomonas vaginalis G3
Lineage: Eukaryota; Parabasalia; Trichomonadida; Trichomonadidae
Exons: 1
Coding region: 1-1242 (413 amino acids)
Source: RefSeq, a predicted model, not a curated record